Trypanosoma conorhini is the source of this 1644-nucleotide messenger RNA. RefSeq lists its product as uncharacterized. NCBI's taxonomy places the organism in Eukaryota, Euglenozoa, Kinetoplastea, Trypanosomatida, Trypanosomatidae. The transcript has a single exon. The record is from RefSeq and is a predicted model, not a curated record. The coding region runs from base 1 to 1644 and encodes 547 amino acids.
AUGGGGUAUUCGGCGGAAAAGCGGGCACGAAAGGAGCCGGAAAGCGCCGCCCUAACGGCGCAGCGCGAGGCGGUGACGCUGGUGGGGGAAACUGACAGCGCGCUGAAGAAGCCACGCCUGGACGGCGACGGCGACGGCACCGCGGCCCUCCACAAGCUGUUCGCGGAAUUUGACGGGGAGCAGCAGCAGCAGCAGCAGCAGCACUCCGAGAACGGUGUUUCACCCGACAGCGGCGACGACGACAGUGAGAAGGGCGAGGCGGAGGCGAGCGAAGCCGACGUUGAGGAUCUGAUGCUUUUCACCAGCCCCACACGGGCGCGGCUGGAAGUGGCGGCGCGUGGCAGGCGCGGUGCGGGCGCGCAAUGCAAACUUGUGCCUUCUUCAAACCAACCCCUGGAUGCGGUGCACGAGCGCCGCCGCGUGCCCCACACCGUCGGCGCGGUCACAACGUUGUACUCGGUGCAGCAACUGGAAGAACUCCUUGACGCCGCCCCGCUUCCUCCGCAAAGUUCGGGGGUGUUGGCGGCAUCUGCCUCGGCGCCCCCGCAGCUGCAGUUGCGGGCGGGUGAGACGGUGCUUAUUGUCCUGCAGAACGGGCAGGGGGGCAGGACUGUGGCGCUGCAGCACGCAACGGAAGGGCUCUCGCAGUGCCGCAUCUUCCGCCUCGACCUUGGCGAGUUGCCGCCGUGCGAAUAUGAGGAAGUGGGCGCGGAGACGCACGAGGAGCAGGAUGAUGCGGCCGGUCUCUUGCGGUUGUUCCAUACCGACCCCCUCCUCUCGCUUAGCACACAGGGGCCCCAAAACAUUGAACAUGCCCUGCAGCGUGUGAGUUCGCUGCUUCGCGUGGGCGAGGUUUUGAACCCGGGCGGGGCUGCAUCCCCCGACCCCGCACCGCCUGAAAAAACUGGGGACGCCGGUGGGAAAUCUGUGAAUGUUGCUCACCCCGAGGAGGGCGAGGUACUCACUCUCCCUGCCUUGGUCAUGUGGCGCGCCGACGGCGGGCCGGCGGAUGAGUACUGCCGCAAAGUGGAGAGGCAGACCGGUGGCGCGCAUAAAAACGACAAACAGGGCAAUUUUCAGAUGGCAGUGACCGGCGCACGCCAUCGCGGGUGGCCUUUGGUGGUGAAGGAGCUCACGACAUUGGAUCAGUUGCACUCGGCGUCGUUGCUGACGCCAGUUUACACGGUGACACACUUUCUUCGUACGGUGUGUGCAAAGGCGCUCUUCCCGGAAGGCGCCACCGCGGCCGUCGCCGGCACCCGCACCCUCAUCUACUUUGGCGCCUCCUGGUGUCCGCCGUGCAUGCGGAUUGUAAACGCCCUUCCGGCCAUGAUGAAGGAGGACUUUCCCAGCAAUCUCACGUGUGCCGUGAAGGCUGACAUGGACCUCGCCACCCCGCUGUUUGAAUUUUUUGGGGUAGAGAUCAUCCCGACGUUUUUAAUCCUUGACAACGACGUGCUGCGAACAGCCGGGGGCUGGGAGGCGCUCCGCGGCCCCGCCUCUACUUCGGAGGAGGCCCUGUCGCAGCUGAGUGAAGGCCUGCGUCGCGCCGAGCUGGGACGCGUCCAGAACUCCCAGCGUAUGCUUGUGCGCAUGUUUAUCGAGAGCCAUACAUGUGGGCUGAAGUUUGACGAUGACUUCUAG